CAUUGGCCCGGGCGGUGUGGGCCGGGCUCCUAUUGGCCCUGCGGUGUAUCCCCAUGGCCGCGGCCGGGAGGGUAUUUGUGGGAGCGGGGAAGGGGAGAGAGCGGAGCGGGACGGGUAGUGCCAGCGGGAUGACUCAGUGGUAUCAGCUACAACAACUGGACUCCAAGUUUUUGGAGCAAGUUCACCAGCUGUACGAUGACAGCUUCCCUAUGGAGAUCAGGCAGUACCUGGCACAGUGGCUGGAAAACCAGGAUUGGGAACACGCGGCCAACAAUGUGUCAUUUGCUACGGUGCUAUUCCAUGACCUGCUGUCACAGCUCGAUGAUCAAUUUAGCCGAUUUUUGAUAGAAAACAACUUCUUGCUGCAACACAACAUAAGGAAAAGCAAACGUAAUCUUCAGGAUAACUUCCAAGAAGACCCAAUACACAUGGCAAUGAUCAUCCACAACUGCCUGAAAGAGGAGAGGAAAAUACUGAACAGUGCACAGUUGUCUAAUCAGAUGGAAGUGGGUGGCGUACAGAACACCAUGACUGGGAUACUGGACAAACAGAAGGAGCUUGAUGCAAAAGUUAAGGCUGUAAAAAACAGUGUUACAGAUGUAGAACAAGACAUCAAGACAUUAGAGGAUGUACAAGAUGAAUAUGACUUUAAACAUAAAACCUUCCAGAGCAGAGAUUCUGAGCCCAAUGGUGCAUCACAAGAGGAGUGCAGGAAAGAGCAGAUGAAUAUCCAAAAGAUGUUUUUCUUACUUGACAUCAAGAGAAAGGAAGUGGUGGCCAAGAUUAUACAGCUGUUGAACAACACGGAGCACACACAGAGUGCUCUUAUUAACGAGGAGCUGGUGGAGUGGAAACAUAGGCAACAGACUGCAUGCAUUGGUGGCCCGCCCAACGCCUGUCUUGACCAGCUACAGAACUGGUUCACCAUCAUUGCUGAAAGCCUGCAGCAAGUCCGUCAGCAGCUCAAAAAGCUGGAGGAACUGGAGCAGAAGCUGACUUAUGAACAUGACCCUAUCACAAAAAACAAACAAGUUUUGCAGGACCGAACACACAGUCUUUUCAAGCAGCUUAUCCAGAGCUCCUUUGUGGUAGAGAGGCAGCCUUGCAUGCCAACACAUCCACAGAGGCCACUAGUCCUGAAGACAGGAGUACAGUUUACUGUGAAGCUGAGAUUGCUGGUGAAAUUGCAGGAAUUGAACUACAGCCUGAAAGUGAAAGUUCUAUUUGAUAAAGACGUCAACGAGAAGAACUCAGUCAAAGGAUUCAGGAAAUUUAACAUUCUGGGAACGAACACAAAAGUAAUGAACAUGGAAGAGUCGACUAAUGGAAGUUUAGCAGCAGAAUUCAGGCACUUGCAACUGAAAGAACAGAAGAACGCAGGAAACAGAACAAAUGAGGGUCCUCUUAUUGUAACGGAAGAACUUCACUCUCUGAGCUUCGAGACGCAGCUGAGCCAGCCUGGCUUAGUAAUAGAACUAGAGACCACAUCGCUUCCCAUCAUCGUCAUCUCUAACGUUAGCCAGCUUCCAAGUGGAUGGGCUUCUAUCUUAUGGUUCAACAUGCUGUCUACUGAACCCAAGAAUUUGUCCUUCUUUCUAAACCCACCUUGUGCCAAGUGGUCUAAACUCUCAGAAGUGCUGAGCUGGCAGUUUUCUUCGGUGACUAAAAGAGGACUCAACGCAGAUCAACUGAGCAUGCUGGGAGAGAAACUACUUGGUAUGCUUGGGCCAACAAGGGAAGGAUCUCAGGAUGGCCUUAUUCCUUGGUCAAAAUUCUGCAAGGAAAACAUGAAUGAAAAAAAUUUCCCUUUUUGGCUGUGGAUAGAGGGAAUCCUGGAACUUAUUAAGAAACACCUCCUGUGCCUCUGGAAUGACGGCUGUAUCAUGGGUUUCAUCAGUAAAGACAGAGAACGUGCUUUAUUGAAGGAUCAGCAACCAGGAACGUUUUUACUGAGAUUCAGUGAAAGCAGUAGAGAAGGAGCCAUCACCUUUACCUGGGUAGAAGGAUCUCAGAAUGAGCCCCAGUUCCACUCAGUAGAACCCUACACCAAGAAGGAGCUCUCUGCUGUUACCUUCCCUGAUAUCAUUCGGAACUACAAAGUGAUGGCGGCUGAAAACAUUCCUGAAAAUCCACUGAGAUUUCUGUACCCUGAUAUUCCCAAAGACAACGCCUUUGGCAAGUAUUACUCCAGGCCCAAGGAGGCCCCAGAGCCUAUGGAUACAGAUGCCCCCAAGGGAAAUGGCUACAUCAGGACCGAGUUAAUCUCCGUAUCUGAAGUCCACCCGUCCAGGCUCCAAUCUCCAGAGAAUCUGCUGCCCAUGUCUCCUGAAGAGUUUGAUGAGAUGUCUCGGAUGGUGGACCAAGCAGAGAUUGACACAGUGAUGUGUUCAGCAUACACGGCGUAGAGGUAGAGCUUUUUACUGCACCGCUAACGCAGCCGAUCAGCUUCUGCACCCUGCUCUCCAGCUGGGCUUCAAUUCUUUGGGAAGUCUAUGCGUAAUUCAAAGCACGUCAGUUUCUCAACCUGAAAGUCCAGUAGCCAUUUCUAACCAGAGGGAAAUAUAAGCACUAUUUGAAUAGCCCCCGUAUGUGCACCUGUUUAAUUCGAGUUGCAUUAAACAAUUUGUUACUGACAAGACGCUGUACCAACGUGCAGGAAGGAGAACAACGGGAACAAGGGAUCCGCAGGAAAGAGAGGAGAGAAACAUGCACUUCAGUCUGUUAGUUGAACAUCUAAAGUAGUUGGCUGUAUACAACAGGCUUCAAAGGAAAGCUCGUUCUUUUGCAGAGGUUCUAUUCAGAAAGCCUUCACCUGCUGAGCAAUUGCUUCUGAAGAACUUUGAGUUUCCUUCUGCAUCGCAAAUGAAGGAGCAGAUGAGCACUGCAGGUACGCACAACAGCAAGUCCGUGUGCUGCUGCAGUUGGUUCUGGCUUUCUUUCAUACAAACAUGGCAUGCUGCUCUACAGGAGAACAUCAGCCAAAAACCAUUAUCUGUAUUUCAGUUCUGCUUGUUUUCAUGGUAAUGGCUUCUUUGGUAGGAAAGAGCACUUAAGACAAUUGAUUAACAACUCACUGCUAACAGGUGAGGUUGUCUUAAACAGUGGAUCUCUUGGACUAAGAACAUAUAUUAGUCCAGGAUGCUAAUUAGCACAUAGGCAAUCAUAAGGGCUCCAGAACGCUGAUGCUGGAUCCCAUAUGCUUAAGCAGAGUUGCUACUGCAGCUCCUGAGCCUGCUGCCGUCCAUUGCCACCGUGUGGGAGCCCAGCACUGCAGUGCUACUUUGCUGCCAUUCAGCUACACCAAAUCAAUACACUGAUUCUUACAUAAAUAAUCAUCCAGUUCAAUUUGGGGUUCUGCCCAAAAAGACCUACGUGACCCCUGGAAAAGCUCGAGGGAAGCAAAAUGUGAAGGACCUAGUACAGUGUAUACCUAUAAGAUGUUCCUACACUUUCUUAUUUCUUUGUGUCAAAGAUUGCUUAGGUUUAACAGUGAAUCACAACAACCAGUGACCACAUGUUACCGUGAAUAACUAAGUGCUAAAUUUCUUUAGUGAAACAAAACCAGACGUGUCUUUCUUAGCCCACACCUCACACCCACGUUUUACAUGCAAGCUUGUUUUCAUUACUUUUAAACCCCAAUGAGGCUUUCUUAUGAGAUUGCAAGCAGUGGCCAUACAUCAGCUUUGCCUCUAUGGGGCCCUCAGUCCUAUGAGCGUUCCUCCCCGUUAUUUCCACUCCUCCCCCAGGGACUGUUGUUGUGGUGUAUUAAAUAAAUGAGGCUAUCUACUGAUGCUUGUC
Molecule: messenger RNA, 3798 nt
Organism: Coturnix japonica (Japanese quail)
Lineage: Eukaryota; Metazoa; Chordata; Aves; Galliformes; Phasianidae
Gene: STAT1
Product: signal transducer and activator of transcription 1
Biological process (GO): signal transduction; regulation of DNA-templated transcription
Molecular function (GO): DNA-binding transcription factor activity; DNA binding
Source: RefSeq, a predicted model, not a curated record